GUAGACAUGGGGUGUAUUCCGCAAUCGCCGCCAGCCCAGUAUGUGAUGGCCACUUCGACUCUGAAAUGUACACUUAAGUAUCCCUUAAGCUUGGAAACAUGGAGAUAAAAAAAAACGUUCGCGUCUUACAUCCGCCGAAUAUCUGCUGCUAAGCUCGUAUCUGGUUAAACUGCAUGUGACUUGCUGGUUAUACUUAUAUUAUCGUCGUCGAAGUCAACUAUCCAAAAUACAAAGCCCAAGUUUUCUGUACACGUUCUUCUUUAACCUGGUAGUACUUAUGCUCUUCCCGAGUAAAUAUAAAUAGAGGAGAUCAAGUGAGAGAGGAGAGGAGAACAAAUUUAUGCGCUCGCCUCAAUUUCCUUUUAUAAGCAGCCGCACUGUCGCAGAGAUAAUUCAGUGAAAUAAUUCAGUGAAAUCAGUGAAGUGUGUGUGUUUUUUGUGCGCCAGUGUCCAGUGUAAACUUUGGAGAUGCUCUUGCGCGACUAUCAGCUUAUCUAUAAGCUGUCGCGUGUACGAUAAGAAAAAAAAAAAAAAAAAUUAUGAAAGAAUAACUGUUGACAUUUCCACUGCAAUGAAAAUGAAGUUGACGAGGACGACGACGAUGAUGAAUAGUGUACAGCGAGAACAAGAGUUUUAGAGGACGGCCUGGAGAGUGGGUCGGCUCUCUCAUCAUCGAUCGCACGGCUGUAUAUUGCUUAUAUACCCAGCAAUCCAGCUUGUAUUGCUGCUAUUGUUGUUGCAUCUUGUCAUUAUUCCAUUGAGAAGGUGUACUACCAGCUUAGCUGGAUUAGCACGUAGUAACAAUGAUGGAGUUGAGUCAUAGUUUGACCCUCAAUGAGGAUGCACUUAAUCAAAUUCCUGAAGCAAAGAGGCCAGUUUUCGUCUUCGAAUGGCUAAGAUUCCUAGACAAAGUUCUAGUAGCCGCUCAAAAGAACGACAUAAAAGGAUGUCAGCAAAAGCUAGUCGAGCAAUUGACGAGGCACAUGCAAGGUGCGCCAGGACCGCCAACCCGGCGUCUGAUAGCCAGGUGCCUCGCGACCCUCUUCAGCGUUGGCGAUACGUUUUUACUAUUCGACACCGUCAACAAGUGCAAUGAUAUUUUAAAGAACAAAGAUGACUCGCCGAGCUUUCUGCCCACCAAACUCGCUGCGAUCUGCUGCGUCGGGUGCAUGUACGAGAAACUCGGUCGAAUGAUGGGCCGUUCUUACGAGGAAACUGUGCAGAUUCUGAUAAAAUCGCUGCGUAACGCGGAAUCCCAGACGCGGAUAGAGAUCAUGCAUACCCUGGAGAAGGUCUGCGCGGGCAUGGGUUCCGCCGUAACAAAUGUCCACAAAGAGAUCUACAAGGUUUGCAGGCAUUGCCUUACCGAUCGCGUUAUGGCUGUGAGAUGCGCCGCUGCUAAAUGCAUCUUGGAAAUGCUGCACCACGCGCCCUUUUUGUACACGACGGAAAUCGAGAGCGUGGCGACUCUCUGCUUUCGGGCUUUCGAAGGAUCGAAUUACGAAGUGAGGUGCGCGGUCGCCAAGUUACUGGGGACCCUCGUCGCGAUGACGCAGUUGCCGGCUCCGAAGGGACAGAAUCCGUCAGUCGUUCAAAACAAAAACAUCAAGCAAAUAUCGAAGCUGGAGGAGGUACUGAACAUCCUGAUGUCGGGAUUCCUGAGAGGUGGCGUCGGAUUUCUCAAGGGGCCUGGAGAAAUAAUCAAGGGCAGCUCCGGCGUAAAUCGCGAAGUUCGAGUUGGAGUCACACACGCGUACGUAAUAUUCGUUCAAAUGCUGGGGAGCACAUGGCUCGAGCGCCAUAUCGGAACACUUGUAGCACACGUACUGGAUCUCGUUGCGAAUCCAAAAGCCGCCAGUUCGCAUGUCGAUGCCGUUUAUUCGAGGAAAUGCAUUAAUUUUAUGUUGAGGGGCACUAUUGGCAAAUUACUUGGCGAGGGCGCCCAGGCAGCCGCUUGCAAGGAAAUAGCCCAUAUUAUUUUGAAACAGAUGAACUCCAUUGAUUUUAGUCCAGAGAAUGCAAAAGAUUGCAACCAGGAGACAUUAUUUGGUCAGCACCUGCUAGUCUGCGCGUUGCAAGAGAUGGGAAAUUUGAUUCUUGGUUUGGGAACGACUGCUUUCAACAUCUUGAACGACCAAUCCUUGAAUCUCAUCGAAACAACGAUGACUGUGCUAUUGCAUCCUUGCAAAGCAGCCAGACUCGCUGCAGCUUGGUGCUUGAGAUGCAUUUGCGUGGCUGUGCCAAGCCAAAUUACUCCGUUGAUUGAUCGAUGUGUAGAGAGUAUCGAAAACAUGAGAUCUUCUCCGGAAGCGAUUACUGGCUACAGCAGUGCGUUGGCUGCGGUCUUGGGCAGCGUGCGCUUCUCACCACUUGGAGUCCCGCAUACCAAGGGAAAGAUUAUAUUCAACACGGCUGAAGAGCUUUUGAGAAGCGCGAGUCAAAACAGCCGGUUGUCUUGGGACAGAACUCACGCGGGAUGGCUUCUCAUUGGAGCUAUAAUGACUUUAGGAACUGCCGUCGUAAAGGGACUUUUGCCUCGAAUGCUGCUGUUGUGGAGAAACUCGUUUCCGCGUUCCAACAAGGAAUUGGAGAGCGAAAAGGCGCGAGGUGACGCGUUUACGUGGAAAGUGACACUAGAGGGUCGUGCUGGAGCGCUGUCUGCGAUGCACAGCUUCCUGUUACACUGUCCUGAAUUGGUCAACGACGACAUAACGAGGCGACUGCUUUCACCUAUCGAAUCUGCUCUUGGAAUGCUAACUAAUAUGACGACCGUAUUAAAAUGUUACGAACAGCAAUUGAAGGCUCUAACAGCUAUGGUUCGUCUAAGGCUCUAUGAAACGCUACUGUUACUUCCGCCGCACACGUUUGAAAGUUCCUACACUCAUCUACUGAGAAUGUUAGUGUCGGAAUUCACACUGGCAGACAACCCUAGUAAUACAACAACAACUUCGUUACUCCGAACGGUGUGCCAUGCUAACGAUUCAGUUAUUCUCGGAACUUGGCUUCAAGAGACUGAUCAUCGCACAAUAGAAGACCAGAUGGAACCUAACAGAAAAGCUGAUUUGGAACAUUUGCAGCCCAAUAGCGCGGCUGGAUCCGGAGCUUUGGAACACAACUCAUGUUGCCUCUAUAGACCCAUACCAGCGGACGAAUCCCUGCCUGGUCCAUUACCUUUGGGCGUUGCAGUCAUCGACAUGUCAGUGUCUCUAUUUGGACAAAUCUUUCCACGAGUUGCCAACAAACACCGGCUGCAAAUGCUCGACCACUUCAGUGAAUGCAUAAAGCACGCCAAGUCGGGUAGACAGGAGGCAGUUCAGAUGAACGUUUUUACAGCCGUGCUCAGUGGGCUAAAAGGCCUCAACGAGGCCAAGACCGGCUUUGGCCAGGAGGACGUCAAAAAGGCAGCCACAAAUCUCAUCAUAGGAUCGCUUUCGAGCCACAAUGCAAUUUUACGCUGGGCUGCCGGUGAAGCGGUAGGUCGUAUGGCUCAGGUCAUUUCCGAUGCCAAAUUCACCGCGGAAAUGGCACAAACGAGUUUCGAUCGUUUAAAGUCGGCCCGAGAUGUGGUCACUCGAACAGGCCAUUCAUUAGCACUGGGUUGUUUGCACAAGUAUGUCGGUGGCAUGGGCUCUAGUCAACAUCUAAAUACCAGUGUCAGCAUUUUACUUGCUCUCGCUCAGGAUAAUUCGUCUCCCGUUGUGCAAGUGUGGGCAUUGCAUGCACUAGCUCUGAUAGCUGAUUCUGGAGGGCCAAUGUUCCGAGGCUACGUCGAGCCAACUCUUUCUCUUUGUCUGACCCUUCUGUUAAAUGUUCCGCAUUCGUAUAUCGACGUCCACCAAUGCAUCGGUAAAGUUCUGUCAGCACUUAUCACCGUCAUCGGACCCGAGCUUCAAGGAAACACUUCGUCAAUAUGCAUGGCUCGCUCCUCAUUUUUGUGUGCUUGCGCCAUUAUGCAGGACCACCAGGAUUCUCUUGUACAAGCCGAAGCAACGGGAUGCCUCCAGCAGCUGCACCUUUUCGCACCGCGCCACGUCAAUCUUUCUUCCCUCGUUCCUACGCUAUGCCGAACGUUGUCGAGCAAUCACCUGCUACUCCGCAAAGCCGCGAUAUCCUGCCUACGACAGCUAGCGCAGCGUGAAGCAAAAGAAGUUUGCGAGCACGCAAUGACACUGGCAAAUGAGAGCCGCGACACAAACGUUGUCGAGGGUCUGGUGAUAACGGAAACAGGCUUGCCUGGUGUCCUCUUUAGUAUGCUCGAUACCGAGACGGACAGUCAACUGAUCAAGGAGAUCCACGACACGUUGACCAGCAUGCUCCAAAUUCUCGCAUCAAACAACCUGUCACCCUGGCUGUCGCUUUGCAAAGAUGUCCUAACGGUUGCUACAGAAUCGAGUACACUUGAUGAAGCAGCUAAUAUAAAUCCUGAGGAAACGUCUGGUGAUAACGAGAAUGUAGAUGGUGAGGGCGACGAUGAUCAGGCUGAGUUUCACGCUGAUGAAUCUUCGAAACAGCGUCAAAUGAUAUCACCUCGCUGGCCGACCAGAGUCUUUGCAGCUCAAUGCGUUCGACGUAUCAUUACUGCCUGCGCAAACGACAAGCAGGUGCAUUUUGAUUUGGCUAUGGCUAAGGAGAUGCAAAAUACAAAAGGAAAAGGUGAUUUCCUCGUUUUGUAUUUAUCAGAUUUAGUUCGAAUGGCAUUCAUGGCGGCAACGAGCGAUUGCGACUCUCUUCGUUUGGAAGGAUUGAAAACACUCCAGGAAACCAUAGAUAAAUUCGCCAAAGUACCAGAACCAGAAUUUCCUGGUCACCUUUUACUUGAACAAUUCCAAGCUCAGGUUGGAGCCGCGUUGCGGCCAGCAUUUUCCGCGGAGACAUCACCUCACGUUACGGCUGCCGCUUGCGAAGCCUGUAGUGCUUGGAUCGGGAGUGGCGUGGCACGUGAUCUUAACGAUCUACGAAGAGUGCACCAGCUCCUGGUGUCAUCCUUAGAAAAGUUGAGAGAAGGUCACGCGCGUCCUCAGUUGUACAACGAGAGUCUAUCGACACUCGAGAGACUGGCAAUAUUGAAAGCUUGGGCAGAGGUUUACGUCGUAGCGAUGAUAAAAGACGGAUCAGCGUUGGAUAAUAGGGAAAUUACGAAUAAAAAUAACAAUCAGGAAAAUAAUGAGGAAGAUGGAGAAGGGUUCGGAGAAUUUGAAUUUCAGAAUGAAAGUCUGCUCAGUCUAGUACAGCCUGAACUUCCGAGUUUGAGCCAACACUGGCUUGCAGCUUUACGAGAUCACGCAUUACUCUCUCUUCCUCCUGAAUUUGCGAGUCAAUUACCACACGAUGGUGGAGCGUUUUAUACAACGGAUACCAUGGAGUUAGCUCGCCCUUACUAUUUAAAUUCGUGGGCCCCAAUUUUGUAUGCUGCGACACUUUGGCUCAACGUUAGAGGCUUUGAAUUAAAUGAGACUACUGAUUUAAAUGCCAAAAAAUCUGAUGGAACUAAUAAUAAUCACACUGUUAAGACUGGCUCGAAUAAAGAACGAUUUCAUUUACUAUAUGGCAUUUGCAUGGAGGCUUUGUGCAGCCCACGUUCUUCUGAAUCCACCCAAAACAUUGAAACUUGUUUAAGUGCUCUGUAUACUUUACUCGACUCCUUGUGGGCUAGGAAAGUUCUUGUUGUCAAUAAAUCUCUUCCAAUUGAACUUUGUAAUGUUCUUCACAGAUUACUAUUAACGAACGAAAUCUAUUCAAUUCAAAUAAUGGUAAUGGAAGUUUUGAAACAAGUUAUAAAAGCAAAUCAAGAAGACUUGACAGAGAGGAAAAAAGCUAAAUUAAGAGAAUUAACGUCGGAUGAUGAUGAAACGAAGGACGUACCUGAGCUAGACUGUCUGGGCGAGGGAGAAGAUGCUUCCGAGCUGAUGCCAGGAAAGUCACUAGUAUUUGCAGUUCUAGAAGUGUGCCUAUGCCUAUUAGUCCGUCAAAUACCACCGUUAAAUCCUAAUCCUGGUGGAGCAACGGCUAUUUUAAGCCAGCGAGGCUACUUGCCCACCGAUGAAAGCGGAAAGCUCAUUGCCGCCGCUUUAUCAGUCAUGGAAACUCUUCCAAAUCUAUGCUCGCCAACUGGAUCCGUCAUGAUUUUACCGACACUUUUGUACCUAACGACUGGUGUUGUUAGGGAAACAGCGGUACGAUCUGAAAACAACUACAUUAAAACUGGUACCGACACGCCGGUACACGCAGCGCUACAUUGCUUGAAGAAUCUUGCCAUUCACAAAUACUCCAGGGAUCCUCGAAGUCAAAAUCAGUGGACCGCGCACUUGCAAAGCGCUCUUGCAAAAAUUAUAGACCUCGCCAAAACUGGGAGUGACGAAACUAAAAUGGACGAGGUUGCCAUGAUGCUGGGCAUAGCUGUUUUCGUACUUCACGCUCUACCAGAAGUCGUCAGUCCACCAAACUUACAGUUCCCAUGUAUAAACCACUUCCGUCUUGUCAUUCAGUCUGAAAAUAUUUAUAUAAGACUCAAAUGCGUGCAAACUCUAAGAACGAUCUUUCUUCAACAAGAUCGCAGUAUAAGUACGCCUUACAUUCACGCACUUGCUCCAAGAAUAGUUGAGUACUUGUACAGUGAUCAGAGCAAGCAAGUAACAAAUGACGAGGAAUUACAAUUCACUUUGGAAUGCAUUACGACGGUCGAUAGUCUCAUCGCAUUAGCAGAACCUACGCGACGUAUCCAAAUACUGACGCUGUUGGUUCCAGUUUUAAUAAAUUAUUUAUUAGAAGGAGAUGAACUUCAAAAAGGCACCAAACAUCAAAUUAGUCUUCAUCAACAUAGCUUCCAGUGGUUAAAUAAGAUUGGACCAAAAUAUCCUCAGGAAUUUAAAACUUUGAUGUCGCAGUCAACGGAGUUGAAGACUAAGCUUGAAAAUGCCGUGCGUUUGACUCAUCAACAACAAGCUCAAAAACAAACGAAAACAUUAGAAACUACUAAGUCUCAACUCAAAGUACCUACACCAUCUAUUACUUUAAAAACAGAUUUUUCGAAUUUCAGUUAAGUUAAUAAAUAAAUUUUAUCCCAACGCUCAAUAUUUUUAAAACCAGUAAAAGGGGUACAUAGGUGAUACAUUGCACAAUGUUGUUAGUUCGUACUGAGCAUUAAA
This is a messenger RNA of Copidosoma floridanum, 7145 nucleotides long. RefSeq names its product HEAT repeat-containing protein 5B. Gene Ontology annotation, cellular component: membrane; Golgi apparatus; endocytic vesicle. Gene Ontology annotation, biological process: intracellular protein localization; retrograde transport, endosome to Golgi; endocytosis. The record is from RefSeq and is a predicted model, not a curated record. NCBI's taxonomy places the organism in Eukaryota, Metazoa, Arthropoda, Insecta, Hymenoptera, Encyrtidae.